Molecule: messenger RNA, 1159 nt
Organism: Oppia nitens
Lineage: Eukaryota; Metazoa; Arthropoda; Arachnida; Sarcoptiformes; Oppiidae
Exons: 4
Coding region: 90-959 (289 amino acids)
Source: RefSeq, a predicted model, not a curated record
AAAAUAAAAUAAUAAGGCAUUUGUUUUUUUUAAAAAAAGAUUUUUAAUUGACUAUCAUUUUUGUUUUACUUGAAAAAAACGUUUUAAAAAUGCCCCUAUCAAUAGCCAGUGUUGGAUCAGGUGUUAGAGAUAUGAAUCCCAAAUAUCUAUUGCUACCAAUGGUAGCCCUGUUUUCGUUGCAUCUGAUCGGUGUACUAUAUCUGGGAAUACCGUUAUUGAACAGAGAUCUGGAGGCACCUCUGGCCGGUAUGACUACCACUUCAACUACGGUAACGGACAGUCCGAUUUCAAUACUAGCCGACAACAGUUCAGUGGACAGUAGUCACAAACAAUCGGCAAACUCAACAUCGACACCGACACCAUUGCCUCCUAAGCCAACUAUUGAUGAAAAAGGCUACUAUUGUCUGUUCAAAAGCCGAUGGCUUAUAGCCUCCUAUCUUAUUGUUUGGUUGGUAUCCCUAUUGAUUGAGACACUGGUUAUCGGUUUUUCGUUGAGCGGUGUCGACAGUGUCGACCUGUUUCUCAAGUUUCUCUUGAAGAUCAAACUGGGACUGUUGGCAAUCGAGCUACUGGUGCUACUGAUCAACACAAUAAUGAUCGGACUGGAAAUGGGUUACAUUGCCUCACUGGACAACCGUUGUCCGACUGUCCUCAUCGGCAAAGCUAUAGCCGAUGUGACCAUCUUUUCCUGGAUGUCCUACAGUAUAAUAGUCGUACUGAUGGGCUGUCAUCUGAUGCAACAAUGGUAUAACCAACGAAUCGAUGCAUCACUGGGCGAUAUACCGACGGCUGUCAACUAUGGUGGCGGUGAUGGGGGCGGUGGUGGACACCGUGUGUCGGCUUCCGAAAAGUAUGUCCUGUAUAAGCCUCGCAACUAUAACCUUACCGGUUAUAAUACACCCCCGGCAACGCCCACCAGUUUGUAUACAAGUCAGGCUACGCUUACUGAGCGCAUGUAGAUUAUGUUGAUUUUAAUAGUAUUUUUGACAACCCUCCCCACCCCACCCUUGGAGGUGAUGAUGAUGAUUAAGGGGGGGAGUAUUUGAAUAAAAUAUAUUUGAAAUUUUUGUUAAUUGAUAUUUAAAAAUUAUUAUAUUGUAAAAAUUGUAUGAUUUCCCCGCAACUCACCCCCUAUCUACCCCCCUACACACACCCACUA